This is a messenger RNA of Suillus fuscotomentosus, 2052 nucleotides long. RefSeq lists its product as uncharacterized. The record is from RefSeq and is a predicted model, not a curated record. Bases 1 to 2052 code for a protein of 683 amino acids. Lineage: Eukaryota; Fungi; Basidiomycota; Agaricomycetes; Boletales; Suillaceae. The transcript has 14 exons.
AUGGGUCCCUCUCGCACUCAUCGAAGCAAAUACAACUUCUCCGAAGAAACUCUGACAGGGCAGCUUCUAUGCCCGCAUUGUAGCAAGAAGUUCAAGACCCAAGGCUUCAAGAAGCAUGAAACAAGCUGCAAGAAGCAGAAGGACACCAAGGUGGAACAAGCGGAGUUCGCCAUUCAAUAUGCACGAGAUCAGAAAAGAGCUCGGCAGCAGGCUCACACUGACAUGGGCAUGAUAACGCCCCCUAGUGCUGGCCCAUCGCGAUCAGUUGCUGGGAUUCAGAAUGCGCCCCCUGCAAUCAGGGAUCAUAGUCCUCUAGCUGACCCUGUGCUGCCAGCAGAUAACCUGGAUGCUGGUGAUUUCGAAGCCUACAAUGGGAACUACAAUGGGAACCUCGAAGGUGCUGGUAGCCUAGCCAACAGCCAGCAACAUUCUGUUGAACCGCAAUCUGCAAUACCUCCACAGCCCAUGGAAUUCAAAACGAUGUAUCAUCCUUCUGCUGGUCGUGAACCACUCCUUCAAACGUUUGAGGAGUUCGGUGUCAAUUCGCAUCCUGAGGAAGAGCUCCCUGUAGAUGAAGAGCCCUGGUGUCCUUUCUGUUCCCGCGGCGACUUUGAGUUUGCGGAGAUCGCACUCAAUGCCGCACUCAAUAAAUCACAAAUUGAUGCGCUCCUUGUGCUCAUUGGUCGCAUAUCGAGAGGAGAGAGCCAGGUAACUUUUUCAAAUGAUAAUGAGCUGCGCAAAGCUUGGGAACAUGCAGCUGCUCAGGUGACGCCGUUUGUAAAACACAACAUCACUGUUCCUUACAAAAAAGAACAUCGAGUGUAUAAGACUCAUGUGCUGCCUCUGUGGGACUGGGCUCUUGAUUUGUUAGCUAAUCCACUGCUUGCUCCGCAUUUUGUCUGGGAUGCACAACAAGUUUUCAAGCACAAUGGCAGGGAGUUUGAACACUUUUACAAUGAGCCUUGGACGGGUGAUCAAUGGUGGGAUGUCCAGGCAUCAUCAACAAAUCAGAGUCGCCUUCCAAGUGACAUUAAGGCUGCUCCAUUCUGCUUCAUCCUGUACGCGGACAAGACAAGACUGUUGUCCCACGGUACAGUAAAGGGAUAUCCUGUCAUGGUCUGUUGUGCGAAUUUGCCAGUUGGCAUAUGGAAUGGAGAGGGCAUCGGCAGUGGCCGUGUUGUCGGGUGGUUGCCAAUCGUAUCUGAAGAUGCAGACGAAGAAGGCAAGCCAGGCUUCGUAAACCUCAAGCGCAUCAUAUGGCAUGAGGCAUUCUUAAAACUGUUGGAACUGGUCGUGCAACACUCAAAGUCUGGUUAUUCACAUACUUGCUAUGACAAGAUCGCACGCUGGUUGUUUCCCAUUAUUCUGGUACUUUCUGCUGAUUAUGAAGAACAAUGCAUGAUGUCUCUCAUUCAUGGCCACCAUAGCAAAUGUCCCUGUCCAAAUGUUUUCUGGCUCGUUGCGCACUCUGACCCUCAUCAAGCCAUCAGUUUUGACCGCCUUCAUGCCCUCCAUCUUGGUAUGUGGAGGCACCUACUCGAGGAGUUGAAGAAAAUCCUCAAAGUGCUUGGACAUGAUGAAGAGUCAAAGGUCGAGAAACACACCAUCAUCCACAUUACCUUCAGUGAUGGUAACAAGAUGCAAGAUCUAUCCAAGCAAGCCUUCUAUUCUGCGGUAAACAUCUUGAACCAGAGGACCAGCCCAGAAGGGUAUAAACUUCUUCACAUUAUUACUAUGUAUAUUGGUCUCGACGUGCAUACAUCAAGCACGCUGGCAGCAAUUGAUGCUGAACUACUUGUUUUUGAUAGCGCACUCAAGGAAUACAUCAAAUGUGCUCUCAAUUCUCCCAUCAUAGGUCUCAAGCUUGACUGGGACUUUCCAAAGGCGCAUCUCUGGAAGCACGCAACUAGGGACAUCCGAAUGAAGGGUGCAGUAUGCAACUACAGCACCCAUCCGAAUGAGAAGCUUCAUGGCCCCCUCAAAGAGGCCUACGAGCACCGGUCAAAUGGAAAGGACGUCGCUGACCAGAUCUUGUUAGAUACUGCGUGUUGA